UAUAGUAUCCCAUCUGUCACCUUUCUACUCUUUAUACACUUUCCUUCAUUAUUUGUCCCUUGGAAUCCAAUUCCAUUUAACAAACGUUGUUCUAUAUAAACAUCACUGCUUUCUUUUCUGUGUUUUAAUCAACAUUGCUUUGAAAAACAAAUAAAGAAAAGAUAGAAAUUUAGGGUUGUUUUUUUUCCUGAGGGAAAAGAAAGAAGAAGAGAUGGGUAGAGGGAAGAUUGAGAUAAAAAAGAUUGAGAACUUGAAUAGCAGGCAAGUAACGUUCUCAAAGCGACGUAAUGGGUUGUUGAAGAAGGCUAGAGAGUUGUCUAUUUUGUGUGAUGCAGAGGUUGGAGUCAUUAUUUUCUCUAGCACUGGCAAAGUUUAUCAAUGGUCUAGCACCAGCAUGGAACACACUCUUUUAAGAUACAACAAAGGCAUGGGAGUGGAUCAGUCCCCUUCUGUUGAACGAAAGGCAGAGAGCUCGCAACCAGUUGAUGUGAACACCCUGAAAGAGGAGUACUUAAGGCUACGUGCGGCAUACAUGCGACUUAAUGGUAAGGAGCUGGACGGUCUGAGUUUCAAAGAACUGCAACAGCUGGAGCAUCAGUUAAAUGAAGGGAUGUUAUCAGUUAAGGAACAAAAGGAGCAAAUUCUACUGGAGCAGCUUAAAAGAUCCAGACUACAGGAGCAGAAGGCUAUUCUGGAGAAUGAGACUCUACGUAAACAGGUUGAGGAACUGAGACAAAACAAAAGCUCAAAUUUGCUUGAAUUCAAUCCGCUGCAAAUAAGAUUUUCCCCCACUAGUUCAAAGCCUGAUUAUAGUUGUGAUUCAGAGGAUGAGGAUGAUGACAACGGUGACAAUGAUCACUCAGACACUUCCCUGCACUUGGGGUUGACUUCAGAUGUUGGCCGCAAGAGGAAAGUGGCAAAGAUUGAACCUGUCAGCAAUGAUUCAGGUAGUCAAGUGGCCUCAGAGUGAUUUGUUUGUAUUGACAAUUUAGCAUUCAUCCCUUUGUAAUGUCAAAGCCCUCCAGUUUCAAUUUGUUCAUACAGUUAAUCAUCUCUUUAGGCAAUUAGAUAUUUAU
Molecule: messenger RNA, 1076 nt
Organism: Durio zibethinus
Lineage: Eukaryota; Viridiplantae; Streptophyta; Magnoliopsida; Malvales; Malvaceae
Product: agamous-like MADS-box protein AGL18
Biological process (GO): positive regulation of transcription by RNA polymerase II
Cellular component (GO): nucleus
Molecular function (GO): protein dimerization activity; DNA-binding transcription factor activity; RNA polymerase II transcription regulatory region sequence-specific DNA binding
Source: RefSeq, a predicted model, not a curated record